CUGAUGGAGCAGCAUGAGGAAUUCCAGCAGGGUUUACGGGCCCUGGAAACUCUGGUGAAUGAGUCCGAGGAGGUUCUGAAAUCAAAUGACUUCAGCCCUGAGAAACCGGAAACUUUCUGCCUCGAGAUAUUGAAGGCUCAGAUGCUGAGAUUGAGCAGCACCUUGCAGCACCUUGAAGCUUUGAAACGUCUGAGCUGCCGGCUGCCACUCAAUGGCCUGGAUUACACACGGUUUCAGGCCCUGAACCGCCGAUGGUACCUGGCUCGUGAGACAGCUGUGGCCCGCUGCAGUAAACUACAGGCCAUUAUGCUGCAAGAAGAGAGCUUCAGUCAGAAGUGUGAGCACUGGAGGCAGUUUCUGGAGAGGAUGGAGGAGGCACUGAUGAUUGAUGUUGCUGGCAGCUACGAGGGCCUGAAAGAACAACAGAAAACCCACGAGCUUUUCCAGGCAGAGGUUUCCAUUGCACACCAGAUCCUUGAUUCAAUCAUUCAGGAGGCCCAUCAUCUGAUUCCAAGCAGCGAUGCCCAGGACAGAAGGACUUUUGUCCUGAAUCUCUCAGCACUGAAGGAACGUUGGUGCAGAUUGGUCCAGAAAGUCCGGCAACGCCAACACCUCAUCACCACUCUCGCCAACCAAUGGUGUUGCCACGGCAACUCUGUGGCCAGAAUCGGUAAGCUGCUCACCGACACCUCAAACAAACUGCAGGCCAUGGGCGAUCUACACAGUUACAGUCUGCAGCAGCUCUGGAUGUUGCUUGAGGCUGUGAAGCACCAAGGUAGGAAACUCCAGCAGCUGGAGCCGUGCCUGACGCGGGCCCUGGAGAUGGGGAAAGAGCUCGAGUCAGCAGCUGAUUCCUCCACACAAGCAUCGCUCCAGGACCAACUGUGCCAGGUCCAGGACGCCUGGGGCUCCACCAACCUACAGCUCACAGACACAACGAACAAACUGACCAACAUCAUCAAGAUGUGUGACAGAUGUGAGGAGGAGGUAACCGUAUUAGGUCUCAAACUCCAAGAAUUCAGAGCAGAUUUGAAGCGGGAGCUGCCCUGCUUCAGUGAGGACCUACGAAAAGAGCAAAAUAAACUUCAGCAGGAGCUGGGAGGGCCGAUGCGAUGCUGGAUGAACAGGCUUGUCGAGUUGAGCACCGUGAAAGCGGAACUUGGCAAGCACCUUAUUCCCGAUGUGGCGAUUGGAUUCCAGGAGCAAGUAGCAAUCCUGGAGAGCCAUUGGGAACAACUGCUGCUGUCUGCGUCCUUGCGAACACUGGAGAUAAGUGACCAGCUCGAGCAGUGGGUCGUGUUUAAUACCAAGAGCAAGCAGCUGGAAGACUGGCUAAAACAGAUGGAAAAUCGAGUCUCACAGAGCACAGACAGUGGUGUCGAGGAGAUGAUUGAGAGACUCCAGAAGGAUUGUAUGAGGGAAAUAAAUCUCUACAACAGGAACAAGGUGCAGCUGAAACAGCUGGGGAGUGAUCUGAUUAAAGCCAGCAGGCCAUCAAAGGCAUCUGAGAUCGACAACAAACUUAAUCUCAUCAGCAGGAACUGGCAACACCUCCUCGAAGUCAUUGAGGCCAGGGUGAAGAAAUUGAAGGAGACUCUGUGCUCCGAGCAGCUCCUGGACAGGGAGAUGAGUAACCUGCGGACCUGGCUCUCUCGCAUUGAGUCUGAACUUUCCAAACCCGUCAUUUACAACAUCUGUGACGAUCAGGAAAUUGAGAAGAAACUCGCUGAGCAGCAGGAGCUGCAGAGGGACAUUGAGCAGCACAGUGUGGGUGUGACAUCGGUCCUGAGCCUGUGUGACAGCCUUUUGCUUGACACAGACACGGAGUUAGAAUGCGACUCGAUCCAACAGACCACGCGGAGUUUGGACCGCAGGUGGCGCAACAUCUGCGCCAUGUCAGUGGAACGCCGAAUGAAGAUCGAGGAAACGUGGAGACUCUGGCAGAAGUUUCUGGAUGACUAUUCUCGUUUUGAUGACUGGCUGAAAGGUGCUGAGAGGACUGCAGCUCAUCCCAACUCCUCACAGGUCCCAUACUCCCUCGCCAAGGAGGAGCUGAAGAAGUUUGAGACCUUCCAGAGACAGAUUCACGAGAGUCUGACACAGUUGGAGCUGAUUAAUAAGCAGUACAGACGGUUAGCAAGAGAGAACCGCACCGAUUCCUCCAGCCAGCUCAAGCAGAUGGUUCAUGAGGGGAACCAGCGCUGGGACAUCCUCCAGAAACGCAUCGCUGCCAUCUUACGCAGGCUCAAGCACUUCAUCAAUCAGAGGGAAGAGUUUGAGAGUUGUCGGGAAUGUAUCCUGGUGUGGCUCACUGAAAUGGACCUGCAGCUGACCAACGUCGAGCAUUUCUCUGAGAGUGACAUUGAUGACAAAGUACGGCAACUGAAUGCCUUUCAGCACGAGAUCACCCUCAACACCACCAAGAUUGACCAGCUCAUUGGAACGUGGGUCCCGAUGCCAUCCCUUGGCACCCGGCCCCCAGCCCCGAGGGCAGCAGGAGGUGUCAGUACCAGCAGACGGGGAUCGCCAUCGGACAGCAUGUGCCUAGCAGUGGCCAAAGCUCGGACCACAGUCACAGUGACAGCUAUGGAGCGGGCACUGUCGGAAGGACUUGGGUUAAUGAGUUUUGCACUUGCGGAAAACACGGUUUGGGAUCUUGCCGUGCAGUUAGUCGGAGAAUGUCCACUCGUGGAGGGUAUUGCCCACUGGCGCCUGCUCAAUGCCAAGGCCCUGAGCGAAGAACUCGUCAUCAAACAGAACCUGCAGCAAUGGAAGCAACUGAAUUCCGACCUGGAUGAUAUCUCCCGGUGGCUGGCCCACAUCGAACCCACCCUCAACCAGGCUGAGGGCCUGGAGCCUUCACCUCAGCUUGCAGCCAUUGAGGAGAAACUGCGGGGACUACAAAACAUCCAGAAGGAGCUUGACAAGUAUAAAGCCCUGGUCAUCUCUGCUAACCUGAGUAGCCGGGAGUUCCUGCAGACAGACAGUGCUGAGGCCCAGGAGCUACAGGAUAAACUACACCAGGUGAAUGGGAACUGGAACAGGACAGCACAGAGACUGGAGCAAUGGAGAGUAUCCUUACGGAAUGCCCUGACUGACUGCCAGGAUUUCCAUCGUAUCAGCCAUUCGUUCAUGAUGUGGCUUGCUGACUGUGAGAGGCAGCGAGGCUUGGUGCAGCUCAGUAACCCAGGACUCAGUCUGCAUUACCUGACACAGCAUCGCAAGGCACUGAUGGAUCUGGAGGCAGAGAUGUUGGAGAAACGGCCACAAGUGAACGCCCUGCAGGAAAUCUCCGAGCAGCUGCUGGAGAGCGGGGAGGGAGCUGCCUGUGAUGAGGCCAACGAAAAGGUCCAUGUGAUUGGGAGGAAGCUGAAGCUGCUACUUGGAGAGAUCACCGCUGACCUACAGACUGUCAACGAGAGGCUGGUGAGACUGGGAACGCAGCAUUCCGAUCUCCGGGUUCUCAGGCCUGUGUCUGCCACACAUCCUGGGCUGGAGAUGCAGGGUGGGGUUGUCUAA
This is a messenger RNA of Rhincodon typus (whale shark), 3519 nucleotides long. RefSeq names its product nesprin-2-like. Bases 4 to 3519 code for a protein of 1171 amino acids. The record is from RefSeq and is a predicted model, not a curated record. Lineage: Eukaryota; Metazoa; Chordata; Chondrichthyes; Orectolobiformes; Rhincodontidae. The transcript has 23 exons. Gene Ontology annotation, molecular function: protein binding.